Xyrauchen texanus (razorback sucker) is the source of this 847-nucleotide messenger RNA. RefSeq names its product troponin I, fast skeletal muscle-like. The record is from RefSeq and is a predicted model, not a curated record. Gene Ontology annotation, cellular component: troponin complex. Bases 122 to 646 code for a protein of 174 amino acids. NCBI's taxonomy places the organism in Eukaryota, Metazoa, Chordata, Actinopteri, Cypriniformes, Catostomidae. Gene Ontology annotation, biological process: muscle contraction. The transcript is spliced from 7 exons.
CUUAUAUAUCGUACUUAAGUGCAGUCCUACUAAGGUUCGUCUGCCUCCCUCAGUCCUCCCUUCAGGUCUGCACCACUGCCGUAUUUUCUCAUAUAGGGUGUGAAUAAAACAGUUGGCCAAGAUGUCUGAAAAAAAGAUGACAUCGAGUCGCCGGCACAACCUGAAGAGUACAUUGCUUGCCAUUGCUAAGACUCUUCUGGAGAAAGAAGCUGCUCAACUCAUUAAGGACAAGGAAACUUACAUGGCAGAAAACUGCCCCGCUCUGUCCUUGUCCGGAUCUCUACAGGAUAUACAGGAAUUCGUCAAGAAACUGCACCAGCAAAUCGACAAGGUGGAUGAGGAGAGAUACGACUUGGAGGCCAAAGUACAUAAGGCAGCGAAAGAGAUUGAGGAUCUGAAGAUCAAGGUGGUGGACCUGAUAGGCAAGUUCAAGAAACCCGCCCUGAGAAAAGUGCGUAUGUCCGCUGAUCAGAUGCUUCAGGCUCUGCUCGGCUCCAAACACAAGGUGUCCAUGGAUCUGAGAGCCAACCUGAAACAAGUCAAGAAGGAGGUCAAAGAAGAGGUUCCAGACGUUGACUGGCGUAAGAACAUUGAGGACAAGGCCGGUAUGGAUGGCAGGAAGAAGAUGUUUGAGGGCGAGGCCUAAAUUCUUGGACAUUUCUAUAUUUGUUUAUCAUAGGAGUUCUUCAGAUCUGUGCAGUCUUUCAUCAUUUUGCAAUAGUUAUAUGUUUUUUUUUUCUGGUGUCAGUGCCUCAAACCAGCAUUUGUUUUCAGCAGUAUUUAUGUCCUGAAAGAGGAAUCUGUAUCAUUGCAGAGCCACUACCAUUAAAUGAAUUUUGAGGAAGAA